CUUAGUGGGUUAGAAUGGAGUUGGUGGUGGUGGGGGAGAGGCUGCGAGCCAGGACACCUGGGGUCUGAGAACAAUGGAAAAAGCUUGUCCCUCCGGCCCCAUUGAGAAUAAUGGAAGCUGCGUUCUCUGAACACGGGCCUGGUGCGGCCCCCUCAACGAGAGGGGUCUGUGGGACACUGGCUCCGGGCGCGUGUGGGGGGGACCCUAGUGUGUGGGGGCUGGGCAGUGACGCUGUGUGCGGAGGGCUGGUAUCACCAUGGCGUUGAGCCACCCCUGGGCCCAGGCGUGGCUGUCUCAGCUCUGGCUGCGAGGGAGCCCUGCAGCCCCGAUCCCGGCCUGGUUUCACUUCCAUCUCUCUGACGCCCACAGACUCCGCUCCUCGGGGCUGGGUGGGAAGUGACGCGGCCGCUGGUGGUUGGGCGCGUGCUGCGCUCUGACCGAGGGGCCAGCCCGAGCCAGGCGCCGCUGAACGAGGGUCUCUGUAAGGCUGGCUCAGAGCCGCAGCUCCCGGGGGCUCGGCCCAGGGGAGGCAGCAGGAUUUGGUGUCGUUCUGGCGAGUUGACCGAAGCCCCCACAUGCGAAAGUCGGGUGUCCCGAUUCCCGGGCGCUGCGAGGGGCUGCUGGAGAAUCUGCACCGGCUCUAGGUGAGCGGCUCUGCUGGUUAAUUCCCCUCCCGGCCAAACACUGGCACUUCCGGGGCUGUCACUCUGCCCUGCUCUGCUGGCCGCCGAGGGCUCUGCUCUCAGGAAUCCCCUCCCCGGGCAGGUGCCCCUCACCGCUUCGUGUGGCUGACCUGAGUGGAUCCAGCUCCGCCAGACAGCCCUUUGCCAACCCCUUCCCGGCGUCUACCCGUCUGGGCGGUGCAGAGCCCAGCCCUGGCCGCAGCAGCACCCAGUGAUGGUCGCACCCGGCUCUCCCCAGCCGGGGGCUUGGCUCUGUAGGGCGGCUGCAGGACAGCUCUGUUACCUGGCACCCUUGGCAUCGGGGCCGGGCCCUGCACCCCGGGUGGGCACCACAGGCUGGUCUCUCGCUGCUGGACCCAACCAGGUGUGAGUACAGAAUCUGCCGGGGCGUCUCCCUGCCCUGAGAGAGCCCAGAGCCCUCGGAGACCCGGCGGCCGCCCCAGGGAUUCGCCGACCGAGGGUUUGUUACCGGCCCAGGAUGUGUCGCAUGCUGCCCAUCUGGCUCGUCCUUCUCGGCUGCUUCCUGCUGCAAGGGUCAGAGGUCCGAGUGCACCAGCCGCCGGAGCUGAGGGCCUCACCGGGGGGCUCCGUGCUCCUGAACUGCACCUUCUCCGCCACCCCAAAGGCCUCCAAGCUGGCGGGGACCUGGGUGCGGCGUGCACCCGGCGGCAGUGGGGAGCUGCAGAUCUACCCCCCGCCCAGCCAGCUCACCCAGCUGCGCAGCCGCCUUGCCCUGGACUCGGGGCGCUUUCGGCACCAGCGGGACGCGUCCCUGCACCUGGCCAACCUCACCCAGCACGACGCCGGGCUCUACCGCUGCUUCAUCUGGACCUCGGCCACCAGCAGCCACGCCGGGAACGGGACCGAACUCAGCGUCCUGGGGGAGGGACCAGGAUCCGGGGUGCAGCGCUGGGCAGCCUGUGGCCCCCUGGGAGUCCUGGCGGCCAUCCUGCUGGUCCUGCAUGCCAUGGUGUGCCGGGAGUGCCAGGGCCUGCGGCACCGUCGGAGGUACAUGAGGUCUGGUGCCCAGGGACGGGAUGUGGCUGGGGACCCGGGCUCACGGCCAACCCUUGGGCUGGCAGGGAAGGACGGAGCCCCCCGACCCCUCUGAUGGCUGGUUGGCUGCAGGGCACCAUCGCCUCCGCUCCGGGGUCCUCUUGUCCCCAGGGUCCCCUCCCUUGUUCCCAUGCAGAGUCGGCUGGGGGAGGGAACCCCCAGGGAGCCCCCCUGGCAACCUGUGCCCUGGAAAGGAGAGGCGGUGCCCGAUGUGAGGCGGCUGUGAGAUGAGGGGCCCGGGGACGUGCAGAGGCUUUUGGGGAACCCAGGGGGCCCAGCAGCUCCUGCUCCCCCAGGAGGGCACCAUCUGGGCCAUAUUGAGUAGACGGUGCACAGGAUCCAUGUGGGCGAUGCCAUCCCCGGCACAGCGACACAGCCCCGCCGCAUGGUGCAGGGCCUGCAACCGGCAGCUCUCGUCCCCACAAGCCACAGCCCCAGAGCGCAGCCUGGCCUCCCCGCGUGGGCUGCAGCCUGCAGCUGAGCCUGUCUCUGCCGGGGGAACUGAAACAGGAGCCACAUCUGCUCGCAGGGCCGGGAACAGCCCAGGCUGCUCCGACCAGGCCCAGCUCAGGGCUGAGCUCUGCUCUGCCUCUGCAGCCGGGGGACGCAGCACGGCCCGGCUGCAGCUCCAGCGCUACGGGACGGAGCGGGGGUCUUUGCCUCCUGUGCAGGGCUGGAUUCCCAGUUCGGCACAGGAGGCACGUGCCUGGGGCGCUGGCAAAAACUGCCAAGUAUGUGCUUUGCUAGCCCAGCUGGGCUAGAGUCAGCUGCCAGUUGCUGCGGAUUUUUAGCAGUUGUGCUGCGGCAUUUUAUUUUGCUGCCCUGUUGCCGCUGGCCACACUGCUCAGGACUUCUCGGGAGGGAGGGAGCCUCCGGGUCUGCCCCACGCCCUGUGCUGACACCCCACACCCCACUUGUCCCACCUCGCGCCCCCUCCCCACAGCACGCGCAGGGUUCUUGUCCGGGGAGGCAGAAUUUUUUUUUCUGCAGAAAAUAUGCUGCAGUUCUGCCUUUUGCCCACCAGAGGCGCUGCUGAGGCGCCAGAGCAGCCUGGACUGGCAGGUGUGGGGGGUGGUUUCUCUGCCUGUAAUUGUGAGGAAGUGGGGAUUUUCCCUUGUUAUGUUGUGAGAGUCUUACUGCUUGGCAUGAGAGCUGUGUGGGCCUCAGUUUCCCUCUGUGCUGCACCAAUGUCCAGGUGGUGGGAAUAAGCGUGUGACUUUUGCGGGGGCUUCUCCAGCUGCCUGCACCGAUGCUGUGGCCUCCCCUUCGUAACCUGAGACCAGGAGGGGGAUGCCACCAGGUGACUCUUGGCCCAGAAAGCAGGAAGUGAGACAAAGGCCGGAGGAGGAGCAAUGGGCCGGGCAGGGGCCAGGCAGCUGGAAGCGAGUCAGUCCCAGCUGGCUUGGGGCUCAGGGGGAGGACGAGAGCCCGGGCUCUGGGCUCCCCUCCCCGCAAGUUGGACUUGGCUGAAAGUCACUGAUUUCUGUGCUAACAAGCUCUGCCCUACGCGGCGUUCCUGUCGCCUAAUAAACCUGCUGUUUUACUGGCUGGCUGAGGGUCACGUCUGACUGCGGAGUUGGGGUGCAGGACCCUUCCGCUGCCCCAGAAGCCCCGCCCAGGCGGACUCGCUGCGGGAAGUGAACAGUGUGGAAUAGGGUGACCAGAUGAGAGGAAGAAAAUAUCGGGACACAUUUGGGAGGGAGAUCACCGUGGAGGAGAAAAAAAAAAAGCUGAGUGCCGCUGGUGGAGAAAAAACAAAAACAAAAAACGGAGUAGCAUGACUUAUCAGGACAUUGGUUGGGACGCGGGACAAACGCCUCAAUAUCGGGACAGUCCCGAUUUUAUCGGGGCGUCUGGUCACCCUAGUGCGGAAGGGGAUGCUGAAUGCUCCGAGGUCAGACCCAGGAAGG
Messenger RNA from Mauremys mutica (yellowpond turtle), 3649 nucleotides. RefSeq names its product natural cytotoxicity triggering receptor 3-like. The record is from RefSeq and is a predicted model, not a curated record. The coding region runs from base 1162 to 1794 and encodes 210 amino acids. Gene Ontology annotation, biological process: immune response-activating cell surface receptor signaling pathway; positive regulation of natural killer cell mediated cytotoxicity. NCBI's taxonomy places the organism in Eukaryota, Metazoa, Chordata, Testudines, Geoemydidae. The transcript is spliced from 3 exons.